GUUCCACGUGAUAGCCCUGCGUCUUCUGACCAAGGCACUUGUAGUCUUGGUAUACCAUGAGUCGUAACCGCAAACAUUCAAGCAACCUUCGAUGUCAAGGUAGAACCAUCCUGACAUACGCGCUUGUGAUCAUUCUGACUUUCGUUCUGCUGCUGCUUGAAAAUGGUUUGCACUGGCCAGUUCCGGAUACUACAGCCAAGCAAGCACAAAGCUCCAGUCUGCGGUGCCGUAAGAAUUGCACGUCAUCCACGUCAUUCACGCUCUUGCCGGAGAGCGCUAUGCCCGAAGACUCUACCAGGAGCAGCAACUUGAGCGCCGGAAUGGAAGCCCAACUACUACAGGUCGUUGUAACGACACCUUCUAGUACCAGCAGUGCAGGAACCAUGACGGGUAGUACACCUACACAACCUACAGCAACCACGGUAUCGGGCACUUCCUCAACAUCGGGUUCCAGCUCUUCAGUGAGUGGCCAAACGGGGACUGUUUCCUCAUCGUCGGGUUCCAGCCUUUCGACGGACACCAUGGCAACAGGUGCAACGUCGUCCUCGGGUUCCAGCCCUUCAACAAGUGAUAAAACUGACACCGCUGUAACAGGUACAAUGUCGUCCUUGGGCUCCAGCUCUUCAACGAGUGAUAAAACGGACACCGCUGUAACAGGUACAAUGUCGUCCAUGGGCUCCAGCUCUUCAAUGAGUGAUAAAACGGACACCGCUGUAACAAGUACAAUGUCGUCCAUGGGCUCCAGCUCUUCAAUGAGUGAUAAAACGGAUACCACUGUAACAGGUACAAUGUCGUCCUCGGGUUCCAGCCCUUCAACGAGUUAUAAAACGGACACCACGGUGACAUGGUCUGCUUCGCCCUCGGGUUCCAGCUCUUCGGUGGGAACAACGGAUAACUCGUCUUUUGUCUACGUCAACUACUCUGUCAUCGAAACAGUCACCGCGCCGUCAUCGUCGACAGACGGGUACGAUAUCUUUUCUCUGAUCGUAAAUGACACCGGCACAUGGUCGUCGAGCACCGGAACGGCCGGUUACACAAAUGCCAGUCCCCCAGAUACUCACAGUGCCGAGUCCACUUCGGUCAGCAGCGCUACGAGCGCCACCGCUGCGUUCGGAAGCGUAACUCACACCGCCGGCACCCUGCCCACAAUGUAUAACGAAAGUUCAACUGUGACGCUGCUACCUGCUACUCUCCCACCUACUCGGCCAGCUCGAUUUCCCGGAGGCAAACCAUACCCUGCAGACUUCGAGGUUUGCAACACACCAUUCUGCAUCGCGGAAGGAGCAGCGCUUUAUCGAUCUCUAUCUUUUCCGCACGACCCCUGCGACAACUUCUACAUUUACGCCUGUAGCAAGCUUGUAGUAGCGGCGACGCCAGGCGCUCAGCGUGAAGAUGCCGACAGCUUGUUGGAACUGGAAAUAGAAGAAAAAGUACGGAAUGUCCUGAACGGAACAGCAACGCAAAUACCACUUCCGGUCCUGCUUCUCUGGAAAGGCUGUGUGGCACAAAACACGCCUCCAACGCCCGCGAAUCUGGAACAGAUCUUCAAGAAGCUGGGCUUUGACCCUUUCCUUAAGUUGAUCACGGCGGAUGUGGUGCUGAACACAGUGGCCGACGUGAUGACUAAAUUAAGCAUCGCGCCUCUGGUUUCCUUCGAGAUAAAUCGAGAUCCAGCCGAUAAUUCCAGGUGGAUUAUAGCUUUGGACGAGCCCGACAUUCUCGUAACGCCCGAACAGGUGAAUAUGCAGAAUCAACCGAAGACCAAGACACAUUUAGUCCAGAAGGGCUGCGUGUUUAUCAAGAUGUUGUAUGGACAGCCCGUUCAGACUAUUUGCGACCAUAUUGCCGAUACUGCUAUACAAAUAGCUCAGGCUCAUACAGGGGACCAACACCCAGCUGUCAGAGCUAAGGGAUAUCAAGUCGUACCCUACUCUCACGUGGGACUCUUGCAUCCACUCAUAUCCAAGAUGGUCGAUCCCUAUCUAUUCCCACUUACUGGAAAUGCACGAGUCCUAUUAAAGUCUCCGAAGUAUUUGAAGACGACGCUGCCUGAUAUGCUGACGACAUCACCGAUCUCGCUGUACAUUUACGUGGGCCUUCACAUGAUGGUUGCCAUGGCAGCGUUUGUGGGGGCGGAUGACCUUCUGGAUCUUUCCUUGAUGGUCUCGACCGGUAAAACUUGGAAUAGUUUUCCUAAAUGGAGGGUCUGCCUUCACCUUGUCAACAAGCUGUUACCCAUAUUGACUGCUAUGACGUAUGAGGUGCCAUUCAGAAACGCCACCCACUUCGACAAACUUAUGGGCGACAUCAUGGCGGAGGAUGUGAGAAGUGUAUUCCUGGAGCAUCUACCCUCUGCAUGGUUUCUUGAUGCGUGGUCAAGGAACGCUAUCCAAAUGAAGCUCAAGCAUACGCAGAUCUAUGCGUUCUUUCCCCUGCACAUAUCGUCUGCUGCCAACAUUGCCUUAUACAUGAACCAGAUUGUCUCAUCUGUACCUAAAAAUCCGGAUGCUCUAUUGUAUUUCUUAUCAAUGAGUCAGUACGUCGUAUCGACAGGAAGAGACCCGAACAGCUUUCGAAAUUUUCAGAGAAGGUGGAAAGGCUCAGUAUUUGAUACAAUAUGCAGAUAUGUCCUAUCAGAAAAUGUCAUUAUGAUUCCUGUCGGAAUGUUCAACACGACUAUCCCAACAUCGGCAAAAGAGAAAAUAUUUCACAUUCCAAGAAUUGCACCAAGAAUUGCACAAUGUUUGUUUAAAGCCGUCUUCGAAAGCGCUGCCUUUUACAAUCCCAAUGAAGUUUUGUGGACGGACUAUUCCCGAGAAGGUUUCAAAUUAAAGCUAAGAUGCUUUGGUAGACAAUACAAAUACGAAGCAUAUGAAAUCUCCGAGAUAUACUCAAGUAUCGAAGAUAACGCGGCCGUUAAGGUUGCCUUUCAGGUAAGCGUCUUUAUGGACAAUGUAUUUACCGUUAAAUACUUCAAUAAGGACUACCAGUUGACUGGUCUCCUUGGAGUAACAUCCAGGCAGCUUUUCUUCAUAUAUUACGCGCAGAGCUAUUGCAAAACACCUCCCGCAGAUGCGAUGGCAAGGAAGCGCAUGGAGGAUAGAGUGAACAUUCCUUUGAAGAACAGCAGAGACUUCUCAGAGUCCUUCGACUGCCCUUUGGGUUCGGGAAUGAAUCCGCUAGAAAAAUGUCACGCGUGGGACAUCUAGACUGGCUGGGUCUCUCAUACUCUGAUGCUGGAAUCAAAAAUGUAUUAAAUAUAAUUGACGUAACUAUAAGCCCCGUGAAUAAGAGCGAAAGAUGGCCCGUGAAAUAAACUAGUGAUUGUGUGUUUACGUAAAUACAAAACGUGGCGUUAUUU
Ornithodoros turicata is the source of this 3361-nucleotide messenger RNA. Its product is annotated as endothelin-converting enzyme 1-like. Gene Ontology annotation, molecular function: metalloendopeptidase activity. Gene Ontology annotation, cellular component: plasma membrane. NCBI's taxonomy places the organism in Eukaryota, Metazoa, Arthropoda, Arachnida, Ixodida, Argasidae. Gene Ontology annotation, biological process: protein processing. The coding region runs from base 57 to 3209 and encodes 1050 amino acids. The transcript is spliced from 31 exons. The record is from RefSeq and is a predicted model, not a curated record.